CCAGACUGCACCUCCCGCUCAGCAUCUCAUACACUCCUACCUGAACCUGUGGAGGGCGCGCCUGGACACUUAAGCUGCUAUGUCUCGGAUACGGGAGGUCUGGGCUCCGAACCUGGAGACAGAGAUGGCGAACAUACGGGAUCUCAUUGACCAGUACCCCUACGUCGCAAUGGACACUGAGUUCCCCGGUGUGGUGGCGCGGCCCAUAGGAUCGUUCAAGACGUCGUCAGACUACCAUUACCAAACGAUGCGGUGCAAUGUGGACCUCCUCAAGAUCAUCCAGGUCGGACUCACGCUGGCAGAUGAGGAGGGAAACUUCCCCCAAGAGGUAUCUACCUGGCAGUUCAACUUCAAGUUCAGCGCGAGCGAGGACAUGUUCGCGCCUGAAUCUAUAGACCUACUGCAGAAGUCGGGCAUCGAGCUGCAGCGGCACGAAGAGAUGGGAAUCGAGCCCAACGACUUUGCCGAGCUUAUGAUCACUUCGGGACUUGUACUGUCACCCGACACGAAGUGGAUCUCGUUCCACAGCGGCUACGAUUUCGGGUAUUUCGUCAAGCUCCUCACUGGGGAAACAUUACCCAUGCACGAGGAGACGUUUUUCGAUGUCCUGCACACAUGGUUUCCAACCAUCUACGACAUCAAGUAUGUCAUGCGAUCAUGUAAAGUCCUAAAGGGCGGACUACAAGAUGUUGCGGAUGACCUCGGAGUGAUGCGAAUAGGACCCUCUCACCAAGCUGGCUCCGACUCUCUCCUCACCGCCUCUACGUUCUUCAAGAUGCGCGAAAUCUACUUCAACGACAAGCUCGACGAGCCAGAAUUCAACGGCAAGCUCUACGGCCUCGGGCAGACGUUCACGCUGCAGAACGGCAUCGCCGAGGCUGCGCGCGCCGGCGCCGCGACCCUUGCAGAACGCGAAGACCGCGCCGGCCCCGGAGCGCGGGAAGCGCACAACCAGACACCAGGCCCGCCGGGUCACGGCGUCAUGGGCAUGGGCGCGACCCUGACGACGCCGGUCAUGGCGGGCGCAAUGCCCGCACAGAUGCCGACGACCCCGUACGGUCCGAUGUCGAACGGACCUUAUAUGCGCGCGGCGAUUGGCGUGGGCGGCGGCGGGCGGUAGUGCGGGUGCGUGAGGCGUUGGAGAGGCGUGGGGGAGGCGUGUGUGGCGUGUUGUACGCAUGAUAUAUCCGCACGGGGUGGUGUGCGAUGUACGAUUCCAGUGUAUCAUCGUAGUCUGUUUGUCGUUGUCGAAGCUCUACGUGUCUGUGUUUUGUUCCAAUGCAAUCCUUGAUUCUCAAUUUUCGC
Messenger RNA from Trametes versicolor FP-101664 SS1, 1305 nucleotides. RefSeq names its product CAF1-domain-containing protein. Gene Ontology annotation, molecular function: nucleic acid binding; poly(A)-specific ribonuclease activity. Gene Ontology annotation, cellular component: P-body; CCR4-NOT core complex; CCR4-NOT complex. The transcript has 5 exons. The record is from RefSeq and is a predicted model, not a curated record. Lineage: Eukaryota; Fungi; Basidiomycota; Agaricomycetes; Polyporales; Polyporaceae. The coding region runs from base 80 to 1120 and encodes 346 amino acids.